Chaetura pelagica (chimney swift) is the source of this 2160-nucleotide messenger RNA. It is a transcript of the gene GATB, whose product is annotated as glutamyl-tRNA(Gln) amidotransferase, subunit B. NCBI's taxonomy places the organism in Eukaryota, Metazoa, Chordata, Aves, Apodiformes, Apodidae. Gene Ontology annotation, biological process: mitochondrial translation; glutaminyl-tRNAGln biosynthesis via transamidation. The coding region runs from base 1 to 2160 and encodes 719 amino acids. Gene Ontology annotation, molecular function: glutaminyl-tRNA synthase (glutamine-hydrolyzing) activity. The record is from RefSeq and is a predicted model, not a curated record. The transcript has 15 exons.
AUGACCAACAAGGCUGUUCCACAGCAAGGGCCUCGGGCGCCACAAGGUCCCGCCGCCUCAGGGGGACGGCGAGGGGGCGGGGUCAGGAAGAGGGGCCGUUUCGAGGCGCCGGGCUUGUGCGGCAGCAGACGUGAGGGGACGGAGCAGGGCGGCUCUAGAUACAUCUCCCGAGCGCGGGAGGCGCCCGCCUGCGGCCCGCGGUGGCAGCGGCGCCUCCUCGGCGCGUUUGUCUCUCACACGCCCCCAGGCCCUGUCUCCGGAGCUCUUCUCCCUUUGACCCGUUUGGCACGUUUGGCCCUGGUGAAGUUCCUUCGCAGUGCAGGCCAGUCAGCAAGUGUUAGCGCUGACGUGUCCGGAGUGCGAACAGCCAGGGUUGAACCGAUUUUGCGAAGGGUUUUUUUUUGUCCGAAGGAAGCUUUUAUUUUCGGAAGCUUUUAUUUUCGGUGGAGAAACGUGAAACUUGACAGCGGGCCCGGAACGGAGCGUCUGGUUCCUGCCGCAACUGAGAGCUGGGAAUUGUACAACCUGUCAUGUUCUCCUGAUGAGGUUCAGGCUUCUCUCUCUCUACAACUGAUCACCAGCAGAAAGAUGCUGCUGGUUCCUUUAGAGACACAAAUGAAAGUAAACCUUGAACAAAAGGUGCAAGAAACUUCAGAUUUCCUCCUUGCUCCAUGGGUACCAGUUGUAGGCCUGGAAAUUCACGCACAGAUCAGCUCCAACUCAAAACUUUUUUCUGGUUCCCAAGUCCAGUUUGCAGCACCUCCUAACUCUUUGGUAUCUUUCUUUGAUGCUUCUUUACCAGGAACUUUACCAGUUCUCAACAGGAGAUGUGUAGAAGCUGCAGUGAUGACAGGCCUGGCACUUAACUGCAGCAUAAACAAGAAAUCUUUGUUUGACAGAAAACACUACUUCUAUGCAGAUCUGCCUGCUGGCUAUCAAAUCACUCAGCAAAGAGUUCCUGUUGCGGUCAAUGGAAGUCUGUCAUACAGUCUCUGCAUAGACAACAAAAUGAGCCAGAUGGUGACCAAAACUGUGAGGAUUAAACAAAUUCAAUUGGAGCAAGACAGUGGAAAGAGUCUCCAUGAUGACACAAGGAGCCAGACUCUUGUUGACUUGAACAGGGCUGGAGUUGGCCUCAUGGAAGUUGUCAUGGAGCCUGAUAUGUGCUGUGGGGAAGAAGCAGCUGCAGCAGUCAGAGAGCUUCAGCUCAUUCUUCAAACACUUGGGAGCAGCCAGGCUGUCAUGGCAGAGGGUCAGCUGAGAGUGGAUGCAAAUGUUUCUGUUCAUCACCCUGGAGAGCCUUAUGGAGUGAGGACUGAAGUGAAGAAUAUCAAUAGCAUACGAUUCCUGGCGAAAGCAAUAGACUAUGAAAUACAGAGGCAAAUUAAAGAACUUGAAAAUGGAGGAACAAUUCUGAAUGAAACAAGAGCCUUUGAUUCCAAGCUUGGGUGCACUGUAUCAAUGAGAGACAAAGAAGGGAAACAGGAUUAUCGUUUCAUGCCAGAGCCAAACCUUCCUCCAUUGAUUCUGUAUGAUGCAAAAUCUUUGCCGGCUAAUAUGAACCAUCAGCAAGUGAUAAAUAUUGAUUGGAUUCAUGAGAGACUUCCUGACCUCCCCAGUGUGAAGAGAGCAAAGCUUGUUGAACAGUAUGGGAUUCUUCCUGAACACAGCUUCACCUUAGUGAAUGAAGAUGGAUUAACAGAAUUUUUUGAAAAUGUAGUAAACCAGACCCAGAUGAAGCCGAAGAAAGUGAUUGGCUGGAUUCUAAAAGACCUGCUCGGUUAUUUGAAACAACACUCCCUUACAGUAAAGGAAAGCCCAGUCAGUUCUUUUCUCCUGGCUGACCUUCUGAACCUUCUAGAAAAGAAAGAAAUUUCUUCUACAGCAGCAAAGCAGGUGCUUGCAGAAUUGUGGAAGGGCGAAGGGAAGACUCCUCUUGAAAUUGUUAAAGAAAAGAAACUUGAACUGAUACAGGAUCAAAAAGAGCUUGAACAAAUCUGCCAGGCUGUGAUUGAUGGACAAGAAAAUGAGGUUAUGGCAAUAAAAGCAGGAAAUCGAAAAGUUCUAAAUAAGUUAAUUGGCCUGGUACAAAGAGAAACACAAGGACGAUCCAAUCCUGUUCUGGUGAAGCAAUUAUUAGAGAAGAAGCUGUCAUUGUAG